AUGCAGUCCGCCGACGACGCAAUGGUGUCUCCUUCACCUUCCCCCGGGGCCCAGUCGACCCCCACCCCUACCCAUGGAUCCGCUCCUCGCCGACCCCCUCGCAAGAGCACCCUCACUCAGCAGCAGAGGAACCAAAAGAGACAGCGCGCCACCCAGGACCAACUGGUUACCCUCGAAGUCGAGUUCAACAAGAACCCAACUCCUACUGCUGCAACCCGUGAGAGGAUAGCAUCCGAAAUCAACAUGACGGAACGAUCAGUGCAGAUUUGGUUCCAGAACAGACGCGCAAAGAUUAAGAACAUUGCGAAGAAGAGCAUCGAGAACGGAGAUGACUGCAACGACAUUCCCGAGUCGAUGCGGAGAUACCUCGCACUGCAGGCCAUGGAAUCGGGAAAGUCAAUCGGAACCAGCUUCCUUGGCCGCACCGGUGGUAUGCCCUACGGCAGCGGCAUGCUCCUCAACACUGACACCAACUCCUCAAAAGUUGUCAUUCACCACUUUGCUUGCCGCUCUCUUAGCAUCGGAAACUGGAGACGUGUUGGCCAGAGCGCCAUGGACCUGGUCAUUUUCUACUCACCAGAAAAGUGCUGCAUUACAUACUACAUCAACAACGACUCCGCCGGCUACAAGAUUGAGUACCCAUUCGCGUACAUCAAGAACAUCAGCCUGGAGAAUGGUGAUAUGACAGCUAACGCCGAGGGCGCUUCGCAACGACCAGGAGGUCUCGUUGUUGAGCUCAACCGGCCACCAAACUUCUUCAUGGACUCUUCUGGGUCCGGAGGCUUCUUCCAAUGCGGCGAUUUCACAGAGGACCAGCAGGCAUCGAACAUCUUUGUGCACCAUCUCGGUGGUCACCCCAAAGUGCUCAGUGGCCAAUUGGCGAAACUCGUCUCGUUGGAGUCGUUUCAGAACCGACACAACAUGUACGACCCAAACACUCUUGCAGUCUCGGCACCCGUCUCGCCUAUCGCCCACCGACCUGCAUCGCAACCCAAUCAUCUCGUACAUCCUCACAUGGGCAUGUUUCACGACUCGCAUCUUGCGCCUGGUCCAUUCCCACAGCGUGGUCACAAGCGUCAACGCAGUCGCUCGGUGCCUGUUGCUAUUGACUUUUCUAUGAUUCGCCAGCCGAUGCCCUCAUUCAUGAUCCAGCCUGAGCACUCACCGUACAUGCCAAGUCCCGAGAUUUAUGCACCUGUUCCCCAGAGUGCAGGUCCCAUGGGAUCGCAUCUCAGUAUUGACACUUCUGCGGGCUACGGCAUGGACUACAGGCAGUACCCCAUGUCGGCCACCACCGCUAACUCUCCAUCCGAGUACGGCACACCCGCUUUCUUCACAUCUGGGCCGUCCAACGACAACAUCCCCGCAUCGAAUUUUGGUCAACAGUACAACAUCCCCCCGUAUGUGCACACGCCAAUGGGCCCACCUCCCCAUUCUGCUGCCGCCACUUCGCCGAUGCCACAAAUGGGCCACCAGGACCCCAUCAUUGCGAACCAGUCUCCACCUCUGAGCUCAUUCGGACGAGAUGCGCAUGCCGACGUCUACCCAAUGUCACAUGAGCACGGCAUGUCAGACGAAGCACUGCAAAUGACUGACAUGUACGCGAAGCAAAGUCUCAACCUUCCCUUCCACUCGCCUUUGAUGGAGGAGAAUGUUGAUGACUUGGACAUGCAGAACAUGGUAUCUUUCGGCACAAUAGAUCCGUCCAGCCUGUCGCCUGAACAUCAUCAAAUGUAG
Molecule: messenger RNA, 1737 nt
Organism: Parastagonospora nodorum SN15
Lineage: Eukaryota; Fungi; Ascomycota; Dothideomycetes; Pleosporales; Phaeosphaeriaceae
Exons: 3
Coding region: 1-1737 (578 amino acids)
Biological process (GO): cell differentiation; regulation of transcription by RNA polymerase II
Molecular function (GO): RNA polymerase II cis-regulatory region sequence-specific DNA binding; DNA-binding transcription factor activity, RNA polymerase II-specific
Source: RefSeq, a predicted model, not a curated record